Molecule: messenger RNA, 384 nt
Organism: Ochotona princeps (American pika)
Lineage: Eukaryota; Metazoa; Chordata; Mammalia; Lagomorpha; Ochotonidae
Product: mitochondrial import inner membrane translocase subunit TIM14-like
Exons: 1
Biological process (GO): protein import into mitochondrial matrix
Cellular component (GO): PAM complex, Tim23 associated import motor
Molecular function (GO): ATPase activator activity
Source: RefSeq, a predicted model, not a curated record
ACUGUUGCUGCUGAAGGAUUUGCAGGUCGUUAUCUCUUGCAAACUAUCAAACAGGUGGAGCCUCAUGUAAAACAACUUUUUCAAAGUCUAGCAAUAUCCACCUCGAGUGGUGGCUAUUACAGAGGUGGAUUUGAACCCAAAAUGACAAAACAAGAAGCAAUAUUAAUACUAGGGGUGAUCCCAACUGCCAGUAACUGAAAAAUAAGAGAUACACAUCAAUGAAUCAUGCUCUUAAAUCACCCUGACAACGGAGGAUCUCCUUGUAUCGCAGCCAAAAUCAGUGAAUCUAAAGAUUUACUAGAAGGUCAAGCUAAAAAAGGAAGUAAACAUAAAUUUUCAGUUCACAUUAGUGUGUAUGAGCAACAACUUUUUGUAAUAAAAUAA